Alnus glutinosa is the source of this 768-nucleotide messenger RNA. Its product is annotated as glycine-rich cell wall structural protein 1-like. NCBI's taxonomy places the organism in Eukaryota, Viridiplantae, Streptophyta, Magnoliopsida, Fagales, Betulaceae. The record is from RefSeq and is a predicted model, not a curated record. The transcript is spliced from 2 exons. Bases 1 to 768 code for a protein of 255 amino acids.
AUGGAUAAGGCGCUGGUCUACGAAACCAGAGAUUCUGGGUUCGAUCCCCAGUGGAGUCGUCUUCGUUCUUUUAAUGCGUUUUCGCUGAGUGGUUUGGUGCUGGUUGAUGUUGAGGAUGACAAACACUUCUUUCACCUCCCGCAUUUGUACAAUGGGGGAGAAUUGGGAGGUCUAGGUCAUGGGAUUGAUAAGAAGGGGCUUAGACAUGGAAGGUUUGGUGGAGGUGAAGGUGAAGGUGGUAAAGGUGGUGGUGGUACUGUAGUUCUAGGUGGAGGUGCAAAAGGUGGAUUAGGUGGUGGUGGUGGAGGUCCAGGUGGCAGAGAUGAACUUGGUGGCAGUGUUGGUGGAGGAGCUGGUGGUGGUGGGGGUCUAGGUGGCAAAGGUGGACUCGGUGGUGGUGGUGGAGCUGGAACAGGUGGUGGGUUUGGUGCUGCUGGUGGAGUAGGUGGAGGCAUUGGUGGAGGAGCUAGUGGUGGUGCUGUUGGAGGCAUUAGGGGUGGUGGGGGGGGGGGGGGGGGUGGGGGGGGCGAAGGAGGUUUAGGUGGCGGUGUUGGUGCAGGUGCAGGUGCCGGAGGAGGCCUUGGUGGAGGUGCUGGAGGUGGAGGUGGAGGUGGAGGUGGAGGUGGCUUUGGCGGUAAUGGAAGUGUUGGUGGUGGACUGGUGGUUUUGGUGCUUGCAAUGGAGCUGGAUUUGGUGGCUGACACUGGAGUUGUGCUUGGACGAGCUUCUUCAAGGACUACAAAUAUUGUUCUUUUGUUUAUGUGCUAA